Linum tenue is the source of this 1796-nucleotide messenger RNA. The record is from the annotation of a GenBank genome assembly. Lineage: Eukaryota; Viridiplantae; Streptophyta; Magnoliopsida; Malpighiales; Linaceae.
GUUAGUGGGCCUAGCAGCCCAUUUCUGUUCCAGUUCGUUUCGUCGCGCUUUCAAGCCGCCAUGGUUCGCCUGAGCAGAGACCAAGUGUUGAAGGAUCAACGGACUUCCGACCCGGCCUCCGUCACGUCUCUCACCCUCACUCACAAAGCUCUUUCUGAUGUUUCUUGCCUCGGUGAAUUCAAGAACCUGGAAAGGCUCGACCUUGCUUUCAACAGUCUCACUUCGCUCGAGGGAUUGAAUUCGUGUGUCAAUUUGAAGUGGUUGUCAGUCGUGCAAAACAAGCUGCAGAGCUUGAAAGGAAUCGAAGCGCUUCCUAAUCUCACCGUUCUAAAUGCUGGGAAAAACAAGCUUAAGUCAAUAGAUGAGGUCAAAUCUGUAGUGAGCUUGAGAGCAUUAAUCCUAAAUGAUAAUGAGAUUGUUUCGGUUUGUAAGCUGGAUGAAUUGAAAGAGUUGAAUACUCUUGUGCUUUCUAGGAACCCGGUCCGUGAAAUUGGUCAAUCCCUGACAAAGGCAAAAUCCAUAACAAAGCUUUCUAUGUCACAUUGCCAACUUCAGAACAUUGGUUCUUCCCUUAAGGCUUGCAGUGAGCUCAAAGAACUUAGACUUUCUCAUAAUGAAAUUAAUAUUCUUCCAAGCGAGUUGGCGUAUAACAAAAAACUACAGAAUUUCGACAUUGGGAAUAAUUCCAUCACAAGAUGGUCAGAUCUGAAGGUCCUGAGCUCAUUGGUCGAUCUGAGAAACCUCAAUUUGCAAGGCAAUCCUAUUGCUGACAAGGAUAAGCUACUGAAGAAGAUGAAGAAGCUAUUGCCAAAUUUGCAAAUCUUCAAUUCUAAACCAAUUGACAAAUCCAAGAAGAGUGGGAAGACUGAUAAUAGAUUCGAUGACAUGUUGCAUGUUCCAACUAAGGAGCAAAACGAAAGCGGCGAGCUUGAUAAUGCUACUGAGAGUUAUCCAGAAACAGCUGAAACUGAAGGUGACAAGAAACGCAAGAGGGAAAAGGUACAGCAGGGAGAGAACAAUGAUAGUAAUGAUCGUGAUGUAGAAAAAAACCCCUUGAAGGAAAAAAGAAAGAAGAGUAACGAAGAGAAACUAAACAGAAAAGAGGCUCCUGUCGAGGAUGAUACAACGGCGAAGAAGAAAUCAAAGGUGAAGGAAGCAAGGAAGGAACUUGAUAUUAUUGACAGUGCUGAAACGUCAUUUGCAGACUUCUUUGCCAAUGGUGCUGUGGAAAGGUCAGAACAUCUUCCUGAGGAUAAAAUAGUCGACCGAUCUUUAGUUAGCUUCGUUACAACCUCGACAAAGAACAGGAACAAAAACCGCGAUCCAAAUCUCAUCGCCCAGUUGUCUGCAGAGGUCGAGAUCGGGCUAGGUGGGCCGUCGAUAUGGGGUGAUGAAUAAUCAUGCUGCUGCUCUCAACAAGAUUGGCUUGAUAACUUUUCGAGCUCUUAUUGGAUCAGAAAAUCUAACUCAGAUGUUGACGCAACAGACUUGAGAUUCUAGUUGUAGUUGAAACCCAGGAGACUUGAAGCAGAUAGAGUGCACUUCUGGAAGUAGCUGUUCAUCCUGUUGAGAAGCUGAGACAUGUAAAUCCCAAAAAAAUUAGUUCUGCACGACUGUAGAUUCAGUGCUCGUUGUGUUGAUCCGACAGUUUUUGUGUAUUAUUAGCUUAUCAUUUCAGGAUUGUGUAUUAUUAGCUUAUCAUUUCUUCUUGCUGCUUGUGACUUUUACAAAGCUAAUCAUGAAGUUAGAUUACAACUUUUUAAGGACCGAACAACUGCUGUUGCAACUGAAGUGCU